Podospora anserina S mat+ is the source of this 2988-nucleotide messenger RNA. RefSeq lists its product as uncharacterized. NCBI's taxonomy places the organism in Eukaryota, Fungi, Ascomycota, Sordariomycetes, Sordariales, Podosporaceae. Gene Ontology annotation, molecular function: alpha-glucosidase activity; carbohydrate binding. Gene Ontology annotation, biological process: carbohydrate metabolic process; N-glycan processing. Gene Ontology annotation, cellular component: glucosidase II complex. The transcript is spliced from 2 exons. The coding region runs from base 1 to 2988 and encodes 995 amino acids. The record is from RefSeq and is a predicted model, not a curated record.
AUGCACCUCUCAGGCCCGCUGUCCGGGAGGUGGACAGCUUAUCUCGGGCUGAUAUCUACACUUUCCGGCGUCAUUACACCAGCAGUUGCCGUCAAGGAACAUGAUUUCAAAAAGUGCGCCCAGUCGGGCUUCUGCUCGCGAAACCGAGCGCUUGCUGACCACGUCCUCUCCACCAACUCGUGGUCGUCUCCAUACUCUAUCCUUCCCGAAUCCGGGUCCUUCAAGGACGGACAGUACCAAGCUGUCGUAUUGAAGACUAUCAACGACAAUGGCGACACCGUCCGGCUUCCAUUGACCGUUUCCUUCCUCGAAUCCGGCACCGCCCGAGUUACGAUUGAUGAAGAGAAGAGGCAAAAGGGCGAGAUCGAACUGCGCCAUGACAGCAAGGCCCGGAAGGAGCGAUACAAUGAAGCCGAGAAAUGGGUUAUUGUUGGAGGGCUAACACUUGACAAGGAAGCCAAGGUGGAUUUCGAAGACAAGUCACAGCUCACUGUCAAGUACGGACCUACCUCCAACUUCGAAGCCGUCAUCAAGUUCGCUCCCUUUGGAAUCGAUUUUAAGCGCGAUGGAGUCAGCCAGAUCAAGUUCAACGACCAGGGGCUGCUGAACGUGGAGCACUGGAGGCCCAAGAUUGAGAAGCCAGCGGUUGAGAACAAGGACACCCCCGAGGGCGAGCAGAACCAGGAGGACAAGGAAGAGGAGAAGAAGGAGGAGGAGGAGGAACCCAAGGGCGAGGACGAGAGCACCUGGUGGGACGAGUCCUUUGGCAGCAACACCGAUUCGAAGCCUCGUGGCCCCGAAAGUGUUGGCCUCGAUAUCACCUUCUCGGGCUUCGAGCAUGUCUACGGCAUUCCUUCUCACACCGGCCCUCUGUCACUGAAGACCACUCGCGGCGGGGAUGGCAGCUACAGCGAGCCCUACAGGCUCUACAACGCCGACGUUUUCGAGUACAUUCUUGACAGCCCGAUGACGCUUUAUGGCUCCAUUCCUUUCAUGCAGGCCCACCGCAAGGGCUCCAGCGUUGGUGUUUUCUGGCUCAAUGCUGCCGAGACCUGGGUCGAUAUCACCAAGGGCAAGGACUCCAAGAACCCCCUGUCUCUUGGUAUUGGCUCCAAAACCAGCACCCACACUCACUGGUUCUCGGAAAGUGGUCUUCUGGACGUCUUUGUUUUCCUUGGCCCUACCCCCAAGGAUCUUACCGCCAAAUAUGGCGAGCUCACCGGCACCACCACCAUGCCUCAGGAGUUUGCCCUCGGUUACCAUCAGUGCCGCUGGAACUACGUCUCGGACGAGGAUGUCAAGGAUGUCGACCGCAAGAUGGACAAGUUCAAGAUGCCCUAUGAUGUCAUUUGGCUCGAUAUUGAGUACACGGAUGAUAAGAAGUACUUCACCUGGGAUGAGCAUAGCUUCAGGGACCCCAUCGGCAUGGGCAAGCAGUUGGAGAGCCACGGUCGCCAGCUGGUCACUAUCAUCGACCCUCAUAUCAAGAACACCGACAACUACCCCGUCGUUGCCGAGCUCAAGUCCAAGGACUUGGCUGUCAAGAACAAGGAUGGCAACAUCUUUGAGGGCUGGUGCUGGCCAGGCAGCUCCCACUGGAUUGAUGCUUUCAAGCCUGCCGCCCGUGAGUGGUGGGCUACCCUCUUCAAGUAUGCCUCGUUCAAAGGCUCCAUGGAGAACACCUGGAUUUGGAACGACAUGAAUGAGCCUUCGGUCUUUAACGGUCCCGAGACGACCAUGCCCAAGGACAACCUUCAUGAUGGCAACUGGGAGCAUCGUGAUGUCCACAACCUUAACGGCAUGACCUUCCACAACGCCACACACCAUGCUCUCAAAACCCGCAAGCCUGGCGAGCUCCGCCGUCCAUUUGUCCUCACCCGCGCCUUCUUUGCCGGCUCUCAGCGCAUCGGUGCCAUGUGGACCGGUGACAACACUGCCGAGUGGGGCCAUCUCAAAGAAUCCAUCCCCAUGAUUUUGUCCCAAAACAUCGCCGGCUUCCCCUUCUCCGGCGCUGACGUCGGUGGCUUCUUCGGCAACCCUGACAAGCAGCUCUUGACUCGUUGGUACCAGGCCGGUGCUUUCUACCCCUUCUUCCGCGGCCAUGCUCACAUUGAUGCCCGCCGCCGCGAGCCUUACCUCAUGGGGGAGCCGUACAACACCAUCAUCGCUGGUGCCCUCCGCCUUCGUUACAGCCUUUUGCCAUCAUGGUACACUGCCUUCCACCAAGCCCACGUCGACGGCACUCCCAUCGUCAAGCCGCUGUACUACACUCACCCUGACGAAGAGGCCGGUUUCCCCAUCGACAACCAAUUCUUCGUCGGCAACACCGGCCUUCUCGUCAAGCCUGUUACCGAGGAGAACAAGGAGACUCAGGACAUCUUCGUCCCUGACAACGAAGUCUACUACGAUUACUUUACUUACAAUGUCGUUGCCUCUGGCAAGGCCGGGAAGACGGUCACGGUUGCCGCUCCGCUGGAGAAGCUCCCCCUUCUGAUGCGUGGUGGCCAUAUUUUCCCCCGCCGUGACAUUCCCCGCCGCUCUUCGCAGCUCCAGAAGUGGGAUGACUACACUUUGGUGUUGACCAUUCCCAAGGACGGAAAGCACGCGGAGGGCGAGUUGUACGUGGAUGACGGCGACUCGUAUGACUUUGAACAGGGGCAGUACAUCAACCGCAGGUUUGUUUACGAUGGCGCCGCCAAGACCAUCACGUCGGUUGAUAAGGAGGGCAGGGAUACCAAGAGCGUCAAGCAAGGGGAGUGGCUCAAGAAGUACAAUGAGGUGAGGGUGGACAAGAUCGUGGUCGUGGGGGCGGAGGAGAAGGUGUGGGGGAAGAAGACCGAGGUGGAUGUUGUUGAUGAGAGCGGGAAGGGGGCGUGGAAGGCAAAGGUGGAGUUUACUCCUGCUGACAAGGCCGCCGGGAGGGCGAGCUUUGCGGUUAUCAAGAGGGUGGGUGCGAGCAUUGGGAGUGAUUGGAAGGUUGAGCUCUAA